AAAGUAUCCAUGUCCAUAUCUUAAAAUAUUUGUCUAAAUGAAUCAUUGGACUUCAAGAACUCACUCUCUCUCUCUCUACCUUCCUUUACUCUCUCUCUUCCUUUUCUCUCUCACACACUCGCAGAGUUCUGCGGUGAAUCGCUCCCCAAAUCUCCGGCCGGCCGGCUAUAAACUCAUGAACAUCCCACCGGAGUUAUUCUCCGGCGGCGGCAACAGACCCUCCCCGAGAAAAGAGUUGCAAGGCCCCCGCCCCACCGCCCUAAAAGUCAACAAGGACUCCCACAAGAUCCGGAAGCCGCCGCCGCACCCUCCGACGGAGCCGCCGCCGCGCCCCGCCGCCGACGACCGGCAGCCCGUCAUAAUCUACGCCGUUUCCCCCAAGGUCAUCCACACCACCGUCACAGAUUUCAUGAAUCUAGUCCAGCGCCUCACCGGAAACUCCGCCGACACCCAAGGGCAAGGAGGAUCCGCCGCCGGCGACCUAUCUCCGGCAGCUCGAUUAGCUUCGAUCGAGAAGCUGAGCCCUAACAAGGACCGCGAAAUAACCGCCAUGGAUAUAGCCGGCGGCGGCGGCGGCGGAGAUUUGAUCGGAGAGCUGUUGGAUGAUUCGCAGGUGGAAUUUUCCGGCAGAGCAUCGGGCGUACUCUCACCGGCGCCGGCGAGUCUGCCGCCUAUAUCGCCGGGAUUCUUCUCUCCGGCGGGUGACCCGUUCAUGACGGCGUACGGAAACAUGUUCAUCCCGAGCCCGUCGACGCUUUUCUCGGUGCCGAUGGUGUCGCCGUCGCCGUCGUCGUCUUCCUCCUUCGAUCUGUUCAAUCCAUUCUUUGACUUUUAAAUUUUUUUUUUUCUUUUUUUUUUUUUUUUUUGAAAAAAUUAAUCUGAAAUUAGAUUUGCUGAAUUUUCUACAUAGAGGAAAGUGGGCAUUGUGGAAAUUUGGGAUCCAUAGGUGGGAACAAAUUAAUUAUUAUUUAAUAAAAAAAAUACCCAUUAAUUUGUUGGCUUCA
This is a messenger RNA of Andrographis paniculata, 1004 nucleotides long. RefSeq names its product protein MKS1-like. The record is from RefSeq and is a predicted model, not a curated record. Lineage: Eukaryota; Viridiplantae; Streptophyta; Magnoliopsida; Lamiales; Acanthaceae. The transcript has a single exon. Gene Ontology annotation, cellular component: nucleus. The coding region runs from base 38 to 835 and encodes 265 amino acids.